ACUUGUACAUUUAUAUUAUUACUUUGCAUCGUAUAAUAUUUGCUGUACAUGAUAAAACUUUCGAGAUUGACUACUAGGUAUCGCUUCGAUCACUACGGAUUUCGGAUCAUUGCCCUAUUAUAAGUUUUUUUUUUAUUUUGUUAUUUUUAUAAUAUAAUGAAAUAUAAUUUUUUCGAGUAAAUGGAGAAACUGAGAUAAACUUAGAAUAUAUAUCAACACAUGUUAUCACCAGGAAACUAUACUAAUUUAUAACGGUUAGAAGACAAGUAACUGAGCCAAAACACCAUCUAUGAUCAGCUGUAAUCAGGGAUUUGACAUAUGUAGGAAGCAGCAGAAAACAAUUCUUUAUGUGAUAUAUAAAAGGUUUUAAGGUUAAUUCAAGUGUAACACUGUGAUAAAACUUUCAUAAAUAAUUUUGACGGAAGUUUAUAAUUAUAAUAUUACGACUUUGAUCGUAACCAGAUUUAAGUAUAAAAACGAAGAAGUUUAAAUGUUAAGCAGUUAUGGCAACGCCCGUCGCUGAUAAGAAACCGCGAGUGAUUGUUUUAGGAGGAUGCGGUUUCAUUGGGCGUAAUCUCGUGGAGUAUUUACUGGAUAAUGAUUUGGUAUCGUACCUACGUGUUGUAGAUAAAGUGCCUCCGCAAACUGCCUGGUUAAAUUCGAAACACGCGAAAAUUUUUGAAAAUCCUCUACUUGAAUUUAAAAGCGCUAAUUUAAUAAAUGCAGCAUCCUGUCAGAAUGCAUUUGCUUCUGAUAAAUCGAUUGAUUAUGUUUUUAAUUGUGCUGGAGAAACAAAAUGCGGGCAAACAGACCCUGUUUAUAAAGAAGGCAUUUACAAAUUAAGUAUUAAUUGUGCUCAACAAGCUGCCAAAAUUAAAGCAAAUCAUUUUGUUGAAAUAUGUUCAGGCAAUCUGAGUUCUUCUGAAAAAGUACCAUGUAUAGAAGAAGAAAAUGGAGAUCCAUGGACAUUUGUUGCAAAAUAUAAAUUACAAGUGGAACACGAUCUGAAGAACAUACCAGAUUUAAAAUAUACUAUUCUUAGACCAGCAAUAGUAUAUGGACCUGGUGAUAGGAAUGGCUUAGCACCAAGGCUAGUAGUUGGAGCAGUCUAUAAACAUCUAGGAGAAAUGAUGAAAUUACUUUGGGGACCAGAUCUUCGUAUGAAUACAGUUCAUGUAAGAGAUAUGGCUCGAGCUAUAUGGCAUGUAGCAAACAGAUCUGACACAAUAGGACAAAUAUAUAAUGUUGUUGAUGAAGGAAAUUCCACUCAAGGCUCCAUAAGUGCUAUCGUUUCAGAAUUAUUUAACAUCAACCACGAUUAUUGGGGUACUACACUAUCUACUCUGGCUAAAACUGAUAUGAGUUCUGUAGUCGAAGAGGUAAAUGACAAACAUAUGGGUCCUUGGGCUGACGCAUGUAAUAAAGAUGGAGUUGAGAAUAGUCCUUUAUCUCCAUACAUAGAUCAAGAGUUGCUUUAUAACAAACAUUUAUAUUUAAAAUCAGGAAAGCUAUCUCUUAAUACAGGUUUUACGUAUCUAUAUCCUAAACUCACAAAAGAAUCACUUAAAGAGGUUCUUGAUGAUUAUGUAGCCAUGAAGAUAUUUCCACAUUCCUUAGUACUUUAACUCUUAUCAAUAAUAAUUUUUUAUACAGAAUAUUUGAAUGCUUGUAAUAACUUACACAUACAUAGAAACAUUUCACCUUGUGCCUAGUGAUCUACGCAAGUACGAAAGUUAUAUACUUUAGUAUACACUGAAUACUUAUAUAUAACCACAUUUUACACAUUUAAUAAUACAUUAGGUGAAUUUAUAGAAUUUCAGGAUAAAAAAUCAUGAUUUCAUAGAUGGGCUUGUUUGCCAAUGUGAUAAAAUAGAGAUUAAUGUACUUAAUUUUAUUAUAAUUAAAUUGCAGGUUAAUUUGUUACGCUAUUAAUUGAGAAUUUGAUUGUUAAUAUUUUGAUUGUCAUUUUUAAAGUGCAGAAAUUGCCUAAAUUAAAACAAGUAUUGAGGAUGUGUUUACAUAGUAACAUAAAAUAAUUUAAUACUGUCUAAAUCUCCUCAAUUAAAAAUAAAAUAUAAACUAUUUUGAUAAUUAAUUUUAAUUAAUAUAUACUUGGCCAAAUAUGUUUUUUAUAUACAACGAUUUGAAGAUAUAUAAAAUGAUAUCGAUCAUUGUUAGAGAUACGCGAUUUUUUUUUAAUUAUUGUGUUCAACUGUAUCUUCCAAGUGCUGUGAGUGAACCUGAAAAUCAUUCUAUUCCAAAUAAUUAUCAAUAUAUUUUAUAGUACUUAAUAUGUCAUACAUAAGCGAACGUAUUAAGCCAAGUACAAACAACGUGAUUAAGCUAGGAGAUUUUAUUCUUAUGAUAUUAAUCCUUAUAAAAAUCGCUAGAUAUACAUAGUAAAAGCCUAAUGUUUGCAUAAGGUGAAUGCAUAAAAUGAUAUAAAUCUAUGUUAGUACUAAAUGUCACAUAAGUAUAAUAGCAUUUCUUUUUUAAAAUUGUUGUUAAAAAAUAUACAGCGAGCAUUUUGAUAAUAAAGUUAUUCAAUUUAUCAAUUUCUGUGUUUUCACUUAUAUUUUAAAUAUAAUUCAUUCUAGGUAUAGGCAAUAUAUAAAGAAAAGAAACUAUAUUUUUCUAUCUUAAUUUUAUUCAAUUUUCACUUACAACAAGAUGCUGUAUUCAGAAAGUUCAACAGUAUUCUUAGAUAUUUUGUUUAUCAUUUUAAUUUUAAUACUUUAAACAAUAAGGUUAUAAUUUUAUAUAGUUAAUUAUAUGUAAUAUAUUAAAAUAUAUACUUUUAAUAUUUUCCAGAAAUAAUAUAUGUACAAUUAUGACUACAAGUAUGUACACAGCAAGUGCGUUCUACAAAACGCCAUAAUCUUUAUAAUAUAAUCCUCUAGAUAUUAAUAAAAUAUAAUAAAGAGUAGUGUGUGAAAAUAAAUUAUUAAUAUUUACUUGAUACACAAUAAUUGCUACAUAUAACAAUAUAUAAUACCAAUCAACAUAAUUACAGGUUCUUUUCUCAUAUAAAAGUAAGUAAUGUCUGAAUUACAUUUAAUCACUGAACAUGAAGAUAUAUUUUUCGAGGUAAAAUGCGUAAGUCUAAAUUAUCGUGUCUAGUAGGUACAGACAUUAAGUUAAAAUUAAGUAAUGUAAGUCACUCUGCAGAGCGAUAACUGAGGAGGUAUAUAUGUCUGACUAGAGUCGCCGCACGAUAGUAUUAAUACUUUAACAGUAUAUGGCCAACACUAUUAAUCAGUUAUUACUGGUGCCUAUUGCAAAAUAAAUGGGAUAUAAAUUAUCUUGCUUAUUUCAUAUUAAAGCUAGGAGAUUCUUGUGGCUAGUUUCCAAGUUAAGUUUAAAAUAAAUAUUAAUAAUAAUAUUAUCAGAAAAACAGAACAUAUACAUUUUAAGAUAUAUCAUGU
Molecule: messenger RNA, 3425 nt
Organism: Vespula vulgaris
Lineage: Eukaryota; Metazoa; Arthropoda; Insecta; Hymenoptera; Vespidae
Exons: 7
Coding region: 504-1625 (373 amino acids)
Source: RefSeq, a predicted model, not a curated record